This is a messenger RNA of Mobula hypostoma (lesser devil ray), 2817 nucleotides long. It is a transcript of the gene atic, whose product is annotated as 5-aminoimidazole-4-carboxamide ribonucleotide formyltransferase/IMP cyclohydrolase. The record is from RefSeq and is a predicted model, not a curated record. Gene Ontology annotation, molecular function: phosphoribosylaminoimidazolecarboxamide formyltransferase activity; IMP cyclohydrolase activity. The coding region runs from base 137 to 1912 and encodes 591 amino acids. The transcript is spliced from 16 exons. Lineage: Eukaryota; Metazoa; Chordata; Chondrichthyes; Myliobatiformes; Myliobatidae. Gene Ontology annotation, cellular component: cytosol. Gene Ontology annotation, biological process: 'de novo' IMP biosynthetic process.
CGCCUUGUCCGGCCAGUUGGCGAUCCCCAGACUGUAGCCACGCCUUCCCCAGCACUCCGCUCUUCCGCGUAAGCAGCGCCCACGUGUUGAGCUGGUCGGAACGGCGCCGAGCCGGAGCGGGGGAAGGACCACCGGAAUGGCCCUCAACGAGCUUGCGUUGCUGAGCGUCUCUGAUAAGACGGGUCUGGUGGACUUCGCCAGGAGCCUGGUUUCGGUUGGCCUCUCCCUCGUGGCUUCUGGUGGCACAGCUAAGGCUCUGCGAGAUGCUGGACUUGCUGUCAGGGAUGUGUCGGAGAUUACUGGGUUUCCAGAAAUGUUGGGCGGACGAGUGAAGACUCUGCAUCCAGUGGUGCAUGGAGGUAUCUUGGCUCGGAACAUUCCAGAAGACGAGUCUGACGUUGCGAAACAUGGUUUCAGCUUGAUAAGGGUUGUCGUCUGCAACCUGUACCCAUUUGUGAAAACGGUCUCCGCUCCAGAUGUGACCCUGGCUGAGGCUGUGGAGCAGAUCGACAUCGGUGGGGUGACCCUGUUGCGGGCAGCUGCCAAGAACCAGAGCCGAGUGACAGUGGUGUGCGAUCCCAGUGACUACAAGACUGUUGCCAUGGAAAUGGAGGCCUCUAAGCAGAAGGACACUUGUGCAGAGACCAGGAGAGCCUUGGCGUUGAAGGCCUUCACUCACACAGCCCAGUAUGAUGCAGCGAUUUCCGAUUACCUCCGGAAGGAGUGCGGCCAGGGAGAAUCCCAGCUCCAGCUGAGGUACGGGAUGAAUCCCCACCAGACUCCGGCGCAGAUCUACACGCUGGGGCCCAAGCUCCCCUUCAAAGUUCUGAAUGGAUCACCUGGUUUCAUCAAUCUGUGUGAUGCUCUCAAUGCCUGGCAGCUGGUGAGGGAGCUGAAACAGGCCCUGGGUCUGCCUGCUGCCGCUUCCUUCAAACAUGUCAGCCCUGCAGGUGCAGCUGUUGGGGUGCCGUUGACAGAGGAGGAAGCCAAGGUCUGUAUGGUGUACGACAAGUUCAGUGAUCUCACUCCUCUGGCCACAGCCUACGCCAGAGCCAGAGGUGCUGACAGGAUGUCCUCCUUCGGUGACUUUGUGGCUUUGUCAGAUGCCUGUGAUGUCCAGACUGCCCGGAUAAUCUCCAGAGAGGUGUCAGAUGGAAUCAUUGCUCCAGAUUACAAGCCGGAGGCCUUGGAAAUCCUGUCCAAGAAGAAAAACGGGAACUAUUGUGUCAUUCGGAUGGACCCAGAGUAUGAACCAGAUGAGCUUGAAACCCGGACUAUCUUUGGACUGCACCUGGCCCAGAAGAGGAACAAUGCACCCAUCGAUCGCCUGCUGUUCAAAAACCAGGUCACCUCGUCUGCAGAUCUGCCAGAGUCUGCCAUGCGCGACCUGAUAGUAGCCAGCAUCGCCGUGAAGUACACGCAGUCCAACUCAGUGUGUUACGCCAAGGACGGUCAGGUUCUGGGCAUCGGUGCAGGUCAACAGUCUCGCAUUCACUGCACCAGGCUGGCAGGGGACAAGACCGACCUCUGGUGGCUGCGUCACCACCCAAGGGUGCUGGCCAUGAAGUUCAAAGCGGGCACCAAGCGGGCUGAGAUUGCCAAUGCCAUCGAUCAGUACGUGAGCGGGCUAAUAGAGGCCGCCGAGCUGCCCAAGUGGCAGGAGAUGUUCGAGGAGGCUCCUGAGCCGCUGUCGGAGAUGGAGCGCAGGAACUGGAUCUCCAAGCUGAGAGGUGUUGCUCUGAGCUCUGAUGCGUUCUUUCCAUUCCGGGACAAUGUUGAACGGGCCAAGAAGAGUGGCGUGGAUUUUAUCGCUGCCCCGUCAGGGUCAGCGGCUGACAAGUUGGUGAUAGAAGCGUGUGAGCAGCUGGGUAUAACUCUGUUCCACACUAACCUUCGACUCUUCCACCAUUAGGUGGUUUGCCCUCUCUUGCCAUCCUAGCAGUGGCCUGCAGCAAUGUGGUGAUGUUUCUGCUGCCAUCUUGAUGUUGGAAAUUAUUCUCUGGGAUCAAAUAGCUGCCAAAUUAUAAAUAAAUCAGUCCCAACACCUAAGCAUGUUGGGUUACUUUGAGAACUGGUGUCGUGCAGCAGUGAUUGGAGAGUUCAAAGUCUCAUCUGUAGCUAUUUGGUGUUAAUUUUUCCUCCAACCCAUUCCAAGUGCGGGUAUGCGGAUUUAUCUGUCACAAGUGCAUUGAAACCUAUCGUGAGAUGUGUUUUGUGUUAACAAUCAACUCACCUAUGGAUGUGGCCUCCAGCCCCAGGAUUGGUAGCCCUAAGAGGUCUGGAAUUUGCCACUCAUCUGUUGUACUCACAUAGACCUCCAACCCUGGUUCUCACUGACCUGGGGGAGGUCACUAGCUUCAUUCCCUCUGCCCGCAUGGAUUUCCGACCUGGGAUUUGCCAGCCUGGGGUUUACUGUUGUCCAUUCUCUGCUGCCACUGACCUCUGAUUGUUUCCCUUCAGUGUGGUUCGCUCAGAUUCUGACCUGUGACUACAUUUACUGUCCUGACCUAAACAAACCCCCAACUCCCCUGCACUGUUCCCAGAACCGAAUAAAACACAAGUAAUUCUGAGCCACAACCUUGACAGACAUCUUAACUGGAAGAGCAGUCAAUCCCACUCUACCUUUGGCCAAACUAAGGUAAUGGUUGGUCUUGACUAUUGGGGAAGUAUCACUUGUACUCGGGGAAAGUUCUCUGAACCAGAGAGGUUUGCAGCAGCUGAGGCAAAAAAGGCCUGAAUUGGUUUGAGAAGCAGCUAGAUAAAGUCACAGGAGGGUGAAAACAACAGAAGAUUGGGUGAAGAGGAGUGACAGAUUAU